GACUGCAGCUGGGACUUCGGCGUAAGUUCCGAUCCAAGUCACUGUGACUAUAAUGACUGUGCAGGUCUGCGAGAGUCUUAUCUCAGUAAACCGUGCAGGUCUGCAAGUGACGUGGAAUACGUGACCGACAGCUGCGCUGCGUUGUAACGUCAGAGGUGGUCACAAUACCGAAUGUCGAGGUCCUCGAGCCGGCCAGGCAACGGGAGUCGUUUAACUGAAACAUUGGCAUGUCUUAAGUAGUGACAAUCAGGCAAGAUGGUGGUGAAAGAGUUAUACUCCAUCUUGGUCUCUGUGGAGGGGAUGACCUGUAACUCCUGUGUGCAGUCUAUUGAAGAUAAAAUUGGGAAACUUCAAGGUGUAUACAGUAUAAAGGUCUCUCUAGAAAGCAAGAAUGCAAUGAUAUUCUUUGACCCUACCUUCCAGACUACCGAAAGCCUUAGAGAAGCAAUUGAUGAUAUGGGAUUUGAAGCUAGUGUCUCCGUUUCAGCUGUCUCUCAAGUUAUACCCACAGAAACAAGCCUUUUCAAUUUGGGAAUGUUACCCAGUUCCUACCAAGAGCAAGUGCUCAAAGAGCUAUGCCAAAUAAAAGGUGUUUUAGAUGUUAAGAUAACUCCUGAACUGAACAAUGUGGCAGUAACAUUUAUGCAGACAUUUAUAAAUGCCAGUCAAAUUAAAGGACUUUUUCAAAAUUUAAUUGAUGCUUACUUAAAUGAAGGUAACUCUGAGCCAAUUGAAGGUUCUAAUUUAGUUUCUACAAAUGAAGUCACACUAAAAAUGAAGAUAGAGGGCAUGACAUUUAUGUCCUGUACUACUACUAUUGAAGAAAAGGUUGGAAAGCUAAAAGGAGUCAAGAGCAUUAAUGUUUCUAUGAAGGAAGAAGGAGCAACUGUUAUUUACCAACCACAUCUCAUUGCAGAAGAAGAGAUACUCGGACACAUAUCUGCAGCAGGCUUCAAGGCAUUCACUGAAAAACAACCUUUGAAGUCUGAGCUAAAACCUAAUUUUGAGUCUAUAAACAAUACAAAACUUCCUGACACUCUAUCUUCAAGACUAAGCCCUAAAAAAGACAAUAGUAUUUUAUCAGUUGUUCUUCAAAUAGAAGGCAUGCACUGCAAUUCUUGUGUUGUCAAUAUCCAGAAAAAUAUAUCUGAACUUUGUGGUGUGAACAGUGUUCGUGUCUCUUUAGAAGACAAGGCAGCUACAAUCAGAUACACUCCAAAAUUGUUAAGUAUAAAUAGUCUAAAGAAAGCUAUUGAGGAUCUUCCUCCAGGAGAAUUUAAAGUAGUAAGUGAACAUAUCAAUUCAUCUGUCUCUGAGCCACAAUUCAUAAACAGUUCAAGUCAGCCCUUGACGUCUACAGCUGUUGUUUGUAUAGAGGGAAUGACCUGCAACUCGUGUGUACAGUCUAUUGAAGAAAAGUUGUCAAGACGGAAGGGUGUGCGGUCUGCAAAAGUGUCUUUGAUACACCAGAAAGGUGUUUUUGAGUUUGACCCAAUGGUAACUACACCAGAAGAAAUAAGGGAUGCAGUAGAAGACAUGGGAUUUGAGGCCUUCCUUCCUGAUAAUCGACCUUCAGAUUCAGCAAACAAACUCCAGUCAAAGGUACCUGUAAAUCAGAAUUCAGUGGUGUCAAGCCUUCCAGGUGCAUGUCAGGAAAGUGAAGUACCUGGUCCCUCGGUACCUCUAAUCUGUCAGAGCAGCAGUAAAGAGCAGCAAACAGAAACAACAAAGAAGUGCUUCAUCCAGGUGACAGGAAUGACCUGUGCUUCCUGCGUGGCCAACAUUGAAAGAAAUCUCAAGAGGGAACAUGGUAUUUACUCAGUUUUAGUAGCCCUUAUGGCAGGGAAAGCUGAGGUGCGUUAUAACUCUGCAAUUAUUGAGCCUCUGGGUAUUGCAGAACUAAUCAAAGAACUGGGCUUUGGUGCUUCAGUAAUUGAAAACUAUGAAGAUUCUAGUGGACAUCUGGAACUCGUGAUCAGAGGAAUGACCUGUGCCUCAUGUGUUCACAAAAUUGAGUCUAAUUUAACAAAAGCCAAAGGUGUAUUGUAUGUUUCUGUUGCACUAGCAACCAACAAAGCACAUAUCAAGUAUGAUCCAGAAGUUAAUGGUCCUCGUGAUAUAAUGAGGUUAAUUGAGAACAUGGGCUUUGAAGCUUCCUUAGCAAAAAAGGAUCGCUCUGCAAGUCACUUGGACCACAGGAAAGAAAUAAGACAAUGGAGAAGAUCAUUUUUUGUGAGCCUGAUAUUUUGCAUUCCGGUAAUGGGACUAAUGAUCUAUAUGAUGAUAAUGGACCAUCAGUUCUCAACUCAUCAUCACCAUAAUGUUACAGGAGCUGAAUUAAAUGAGUUUCAUUCAUCAAUGUUUCUGGAAAAACAACUCCUUCCUGGGCUGUCCAUAAUGAAUCUCAUAUCUUUUUUAUUCUGUGUCCCUGUUCAGUUUGUCGGUGGAUGGUAUUUCUACAUUCAAGCAUAUAAAGCCGUGAAGCAUAAGUCAGCAAACAUGGAUGUGCUUAUAGUCCUUGCAACCACAAUUGCUUUUGCUUACUCCUUUGUAAUUUUGUUGGUUGCAAUGAUUGAGAGAAAUAGAGUGAAUCCCUUAACAUUUUUUGAUACUCCUCCUAUGUUGUUUGUAUUUGUCUCCUUGGGAAGAUGGCUAGAACACCUGGCAAAGAGCAAAACAUCUGAAGCUCUAGCAAAGCUGAUGUCUUUACAAGCUACAGAGGCAACUGUGGUUACACUAGGACCAAAUAUGGCAGUUCUUAAUGAGGAACAUCUUGAUGUAGAAUUGGUCCAUCGUGGUGAUUAUGUCAGAGUUGUACCAGGUGGAAAAUUUCCAGUGGACGGUAAAGUAGUUGAUGGUCACUCCAUGGCUGAUGAAUCUUUAAUAACAGGUGAAGCCAUGCCUGUUACUAAGAAGCCUGGCAGCUUAGUGAUUGCAGGAUCCAUCAACCAACAUGGUGCUCUUAUUAUUGAAGCUACCCAUGUAGGAUCAGAUACAACCUUAUCUCAAAUUGUCAAGCUGGUGGAAGAAGCACAGACAUCAAAGGCUCCAAUCCAACAGUUUGCAGACAAGAUCAGUGGUUAUUUUGUUCCAUUUAUUGUUGUUGUUUCUGUCAUUACACUUCUAGCUUGGAUUGCUGUUGGAUUUGCAAACUUCAAGAUUGUUGAAAAAUACUUUCCUGAAUAUGUCACUAACAUUUCUCGUGCCGAAGUGGUGAUCCGGUUUGCUUUUCAGGCUUCCAUUACUGUGUUAUGUAUUGCAUGUCCAUGCUCCUUGGGCUUGGCAACACCAACAGCUGUAAUGGUGGGCACUGGAGUUGGAGCACAAAAUGGGAUUUUAAUCAAAGGUGGAGAGCCACUUGAAAUGGCACAUAAGGUGAAAACAAUUGUCUUUGAUAAAACUGGAACAGUGACUCAUGGCAUACCAGUAGUGAUUCAAAUAAAGAUCCUGAUUGAAAGUAACCACAUGCCACGUACUAAAUGGCUUGCAAUUGUUGGAACAGCAGAAAGUAACAGUGAACACCCUCUUGGUACAGCUGUAACCAAGUACUGCAAGCAGGAAUUGGGCGUUGAAAUACUAGGAACUUGCAGUGACUUUCAGACUGUUCCAGGUUGUGGAAUCAGCUGUCGUGUCAGAAACACUGAGGUGCUUUUCUGUACUACAGAUGACAACAUUGAAGAGAAAGAUUCCAUGAAUGCUCUUUUAGUUGAACUGGAAAGUGGAAAUAAUGAGAGACAAAAAGUUUCAGUCAGAAAUUUUGAAAGUUCAACUAAACAAUUGCCAGAAUCUAGAACAUACCACGUACUGAUUGGAAACCGUGAAUGGAUGAGAAGGAAUGCACUUCAGGUUAAUAGAGAAAUUGACAGUUCCAUGAUAGAACAUGAGUCUAAGGGUCGCACUGCCAUUCUUGUUGCCAUUGAUGGUGUGCUAUGUGGAUUAAUAGCAAUUGCAGAUACAGUUAAACCUGAGGCUGAACUAGCUGUACUUGCGUUAAAAUCCAUGGGCUUAGAGGUGGUGCUAAUGACUGGUGACAACUGCAAAACUGCCAGAGCUAUAGCUUCACAGGUUGGCAUAACUAAGGUUUUUGCAGAAGUCCUACCAUCCCAUAAAGUCGCAAAGGUCGAGCAACUACAGAUGGAAGGAAGGAGAGUUGCUAUGGUUGGAGAUGGAAUCAAUGACUCACCUGCACUUGCAAUGGCUGAUGUAGGAAUUGCUAUUGGAACGGGAACUGAUGUUGCUAUUGAAGCUGCAGAUGUAGUAUUAAUCAGAAAUGAUCUCUUGGAUGUGGUUGCAAGCAUUGACUUGUCAAAGAAGACUGUCAAAAGGAUCAAAAUAAAUUUUGUUUUUGCUUUAAUUUAUAACCUUGUUGGAAUUCCAAUUGCUGCAGGAGUCUUUCUCCCAAUUGGCUUGAUGUUGCAGCCGUGGAUGGGCUCUGCUGCAAUGGCUGCUUCAUCUGUUUCUGUAGUUUUGUCUUCCCUUUUAUUAAAACUUUAUAAAAAACCCAGUCCUGAGAAGCUUGAAAAAAGAGUUCAAGGGAAAGUGAGACAAAAGAGCCUCUCUGAUAUCAGUGUCCACAUUGGCAUUGAUGAAAGAAGACAUGAAUCACCAAAGCUGAGUUUGUUGGACAGAAUUGUUAACUACAGCAGAGCCUCCAUAAACUCUUUGAGAUCUGAUAAACGAUCUCUGAACAGUAUGGCACUUAGUGAGCCCGACAAGCAUUCUCUUCUUAUUUGUGAUGGUCCAUUUGAAGAUGAGAUGAUAUGACUAAUGAAUGUCUACACCAUUUCAGAAGUAACCAUGUGCACUAAAUUCUGCAUGUACAAUUUUUAUUGCCUUUUGAAAAGGCAUGUUGGAGUGUCACCAAAAAAUAACAUCCUGGAUGUUCAAAGGGAUUUCCUCUUUUAGGUGACUUGUUGUUAGGAUCCUCCAAAGAAUGCACUGCAUUGUGAAGCCUGCAUAGCAAUACAUAAUAUACUUUAUGUGAAUUAGUAUCUCAUGCCUAGUAAGGAUAAAUGUUGGAUGCUGGGACUGGUGGUUAAAAAUACAGUUUGCCUCAGGCAGCAUUAUUCCACAUGCCGGCCCUUUAUGUAGGGGUAAAAGCUGGCCAUUGGAGAAGGUGAAUGGCAAGACUAAGGAGGAGGAUGGGAGCAUGCACUUAUAACGCAUUGCGACACACAUGACGAACCACCUGGAUUGGGACCCGAUAGCAGUGGGUGACACCUCAGCACCGCACUGGAACAGUGUGAGGUUUCUUCUGUGGCUAGAAAGCCAGUCCUGCAACCAACCCCCAAGUUUUCCCU
Messenger RNA from Polypterus senegalus (gray bichir), 5300 nucleotides. It is a transcript of the gene atp7a, whose product is annotated as ATPase copper transporting alpha. Gene Ontology annotation, molecular function: ATPase-coupled monoatomic cation transmembrane transporter activity; ATP binding; ATP hydrolysis activity. Gene Ontology annotation, biological process: monoatomic cation transport. NCBI's taxonomy places the organism in Eukaryota, Metazoa, Chordata, Cladistia, Polypteriformes, Polypteridae. Gene Ontology annotation, cellular component: membrane. The coding region runs from base 256 to 4764 and encodes 1502 amino acids. The transcript is spliced from 25 exons. The record is from RefSeq and is a predicted model, not a curated record.